Fusarium fujikuroi IMI 58289 is the source of this 510-nucleotide messenger RNA. RefSeq lists its product as uncharacterized. The transcript has a single exon. NCBI's taxonomy places the organism in Eukaryota, Fungi, Ascomycota, Sordariomycetes, Hypocreales, Nectriaceae. The coding region runs from base 1 to 510 and encodes 169 amino acids. The record is from RefSeq and is a predicted model, not a curated record.
AUGUCUGAACCACGAACAACCCACCCGCGACAUAUGCACUGGACUUGCCCAUUUUGCCCAAUCGAUGAUUGUAAUGUCAGUGUCAACGCAACGACUUGUCCCGAUUGUGGUUACCGACUCCAUUCUUGGCGCCCUGACACCGGGUUACCAUUAAUCGAGGCUCUGGAUGCAAAUGGUUAUACCAUCGGGGAGCUACAGUACAGCAAUGGCGUGUUUUCCUGGGACUAUAUAAAUGCCACUGUCACCACCGGUCCAACUAUGAACGAUACCAGUGCGGACCUCGAGGCCCGGUAUGGAGGGAGAACAAACGGCACGACUACCAAUGGAGCUACAACCAACGGAGGGACUACAUAUGAAGACACCGCAGACGAAGACACUGAAUAUGCGGGAAGAACAAACGGAGGGACUACGAACGGAACGAGAACCAACGGAUCAACCACGAAUGGAGCGAGGACCAAUGGGACAAGAACCAACGGGAGAACCACAAAUGGGAACCAGGGGAGGCGAUAG